This is a messenger RNA of Alternaria incomplexa, 489 nucleotides long. RefSeq lists its product as uncharacterized. Lineage: Eukaryota; Fungi; Ascomycota; Dothideomycetes; Pleosporales; Pleosporaceae. The coding region runs from base 1 to 489 and encodes 162 amino acids. The record is from RefSeq and is a predicted model, not a curated record. The transcript has 2 exons.
AUGUGGGCAGACGACGGCCUGCCAGCCACACUCUCCAAAACGGCCCAUGCCAAGACCCUUGCCGGCUCCCUCGACAUCGUGCGAAAGCAAGAGGAGAUCAUGGCACAUCUCCUCAACGAUCUAGAGUUCUUCCGUAAGAAAUUCAAGAGAUCAUUGGAAUACGACAGCGGCGCGGGAGACUAUGAGGAGGAGUGGGGAGAUGGGCAGUUAUACGAUGUCAGAUCCCAUACGGACGCCGGAAAUGGAAUGAUCAAGGAGGAAACAAUGGUGAACUUUGUCGGGUACAAGCUUGCUAUGGACAACUUUCAAAUGGGCUUUGAUAAGACGAAAGACCAAAUCGAGAAGAUCUGGGAAGCUUCUGAAGGUGGGAAGGAUUCCCUGGCGGUGCCGCGAUCUGGAUCGGACGGUCUGGAGGAGAGUUCCCUAGCGAUGCCCCAAUUUGAAUUGGACGGUCUGGCGAAGGGUCGCAAGAUUGCAGCCCAGGAGUAA